This is a messenger RNA of Blastocystis hominis, 2976 nucleotides long. RefSeq lists its product as hypothetical. The transcript has a single exon. Gene Ontology annotation, cellular component: intracellular membrane-bounded organelle; membrane. The record is from RefSeq and is a predicted model, not a curated record. Bases 1 to 2976 code for a protein of 991 amino acids. Gene Ontology annotation, molecular function: ATP hydrolysis activity; P-type calcium transporter activity; ATP binding. NCBI's taxonomy places the organism in Eukaryota, Bigyra, Opalinata, Blastocystidae.
AUGGUGACCGUCGUGACGGACGACCUUGUGGUGGGCGAUAUCGUGCAGAUCAGCGCUGGAGAUACCGUUCCUGCGGAUGGUAUCUACAUCUCAGGAAACAAUCUCAAGAUGGACGAGUCCAAGCUGACCGGAGAGUCGGACCAAGUGGCCAAGGGCGCGAAAAACCCGUUCAUUGUGUCCUCCUCGGAGUGCCAUGACGGUUCGUGUCUGAUGUUGGUGACUGCGGUGGGUCCGAACAGUGUGUUCGGACGCAUGAAGACGAUGAUCGAGGGAGACAACGAGGGAAUCACGCCUCUGCAAGCCAAGCUGUCCAAGCUGUCCACGCAGAUCUCCGUGCUGGGCGCGGUGGUGGGCGUGGGAACGGUGGCCAUCAUGAUCAUCAAGCACAUCGUCAACUUCGCGAUGGGAAAUGGUAACGCGAGCUGGAACGCCUCCGACUGGAUGUUCAUCGUGGAUGCCUUUGUGAUCGGAGUGACGAUUCUGGUCGUCGCCAUUCCCGAGGGUCUGCCCUUGGCCGUCACGAUCGCUCUCGCCUAUUCGGUGAAGCGUAUGAUGAAGGAUAACAACUUGGUGCGUCACUUGAACGCUUGCGAGACCAUGGGAGGAGCGAACACGAUUUGCUCGGAUAAGACGGGAACGCUGACGCAGAACCAGAUGACCGUGAUGCAGGGAUGGGUCUACAAACCGGACGCUGAGGACCAGUCCAAGAUGCUCAACGAAUACAAGAAGUCGGACGACGCUGAGUACGAAGACUUCCUCAAGAAAUGCAAGGAGCUGCCUGAAGGUCUGCGCGAGCUGCUGUUGCAGAACGCGCUGCUGAACAACGAGGCCUUCCUGACUCAGAACACCGACGGAAAGGAAGUGGGCGUGGGCUCUGCGAUCGAAGUGGCCAUGCUGAAAUGGGCGCGUCGCAUGGGCAUCGACUACGUCAAGAUGCGCACGGAGUUGCCCCAGAAGAAGGAGGACGACGGAAAGCCGGGCGUGAUCAAGCUGUACCCCUUCCACUCGAACCGUAAGCGAUCUUCCUGCCUGGUGCGCCUCCCGAACGGCAAGUAUCGUUUGUAUGUGAAGGGAGCGCCCGAGAUGGUGAUCCGUCUGUGCGAUUACAUCGCCUACGACCUGGGAAAGGCCAACCCGAUGACCGGAAAGUUCGUGGAGAGCGACGGAAAGGUGGAGGGAGAGGGAAAGCGCAAGAACAUCGUCGAGAACUGCAUCUACCCGAUGGCGAAGCAGGCGCUGCGUGUGCUGGCGUUCGCCUACCGCGACUUCGAUGAGCCUGUGGACUGGGAUGAGAUGGUCCAGUACGCCACGGAGGAACAGAAGGGUGUGGGUGACUGCCCGAAGGUGGAGAGCAAUCUCACGAUGAUCGGACUGCUCGGUGUCCAGGAUCCCGUGCGAGGCGAAGUCCCGGACUCGGUCUUGAAGUGCCAGAAGGCCGGUAUCUUCGUGCGCAUGGUGACGGGAGACAACAUGGAAACCGCCAAGGCCAUCGCUCGUCAGUGCCACAUCUACCAGAACAAGGAAUGGACCGACGGUCAGGGAAAGCGCUAUCCUCCAGGCCGCGCGAUUCUGGGUUCGCAGUUCCGAGAGAUCGUGGGAGGACUGGUUUUGCCGCCUCACUUCUAUCAUGAGUGCCACUGCAAGGACUGCUCGAAGGACAAGUACUUCGUUCCCGACUACAAGACUCCCGAUUACCCCGUGCACUUCGGUUAUCCCUCGAUUGUGGGUCACAAGGAUCACCACUGCGCCGAUUGGACCGAGGAGGCGAAGAAGAAGCGCGGCAGCGAUCCCAAGAGCCAGUGCACCGAGGAGUGCAAGCAGCGUGGGUGCAUGUACCAGGUGAAGAACCCCAAGGACGAGCGCCAGCUGCAGCAGUUCUAUGUGGUGAAGAACCAGGCUCAGUUCGAUCAGUUCGUGGACACGCUGCAGGUGAUGGCGCGUUCGGCUCCUACCGAUAAGCACUUGCUGGUAACGGGUCUGAUGGAGCGUCAGCAGGUGGUGGCCGUGACGGGUGAUGGAACCAACGAUGGUCCUGCUCUUUCCAAGUCCAACGUGGGUUUCGCUAUGGGAAUCACGGGUACCAGCGUGGCCAAGGACGCUUCGGAUAUCGUGCUGAUGGAUGAUAACUUCACCUCCAUCGUGAAGGCCGUGAUGUGGGGACGGAACGUGUACGACUCCAUCCGCAAGUUCAUCCAGUUCCAGCUGACCGUGAACGUGGGUGCGUUGCUGUUGGCCUUCGUCUCCGCCUGUAUCAUCAACGAAUCUCCCCUGAAGGCCGUGCAGCUGCUCUGGGUGAAUCUGAUCAUGGAUACGUUCGCUGCCUUGGCUCUGGCCACCGAGCUGCCUACCGAGCAGCUUCUGGAGCGCGGUCCUUGCCGUCGCGACGAGUCCCUGAUUUCCUCGGUGAUGCUGCGCAACAUUCUGGGUCAGAUGCUUUACCAAUUCACCAUGCUGAUGUUCCUGGUGUUCCAGGGCUUCCGCUACUUCAACAUUCCCAACGGAAUGGAUCUGGGAGAGUCUGCGAGCCCGACGGUCCACUACACGCUGGUGUUCAACAUUUUUGUGAUGAUGCAGGUGUUCAACGAGUUCAAUUCCCGCAAGAUCAACAACGAGUGCAACGUUUUCAGCCACAUCUUCGACAACUAUCUGUUCUGGGUGAUCAUCAUUGGAACGAUCAUCGUGCAGUUGAUCAUUGUGGAGAUCGGAGGUGAGGUGAUGAGCACCACCACGCUUUCCUGGAGCGAGAUUGGAAUUUCGAUUCUGCUUGGCGCGUUAUGUUUGGUAUAUCAGCAGUUGAUUCGCACGAUUCCUGGAUCCAUCUUCCUGGACCUCAACGGAGAUGAGUCGAACAGCGUGUCUUCGGUGUGGGAGCGAUUCCUGCGUGUUGAUUCCUCCAAGUGGGAGUUGCCCAGUGUGACCACGCUCACCUUCUCCCAGAAGCCUGCGGCGUUGCGACGAAUUGAUACGACGAUGUAA